Messenger RNA from Papaver somniferum (opium poppy), 468 nucleotides. Its product is annotated as glycine-rich protein 23-like. Bases 1 to 468 code for a protein of 155 amino acids. The transcript has a single exon. NCBI's taxonomy places the organism in Eukaryota, Viridiplantae, Streptophyta, Magnoliopsida, Ranunculales, Papaveraceae. The record is from RefSeq and is a predicted model, not a curated record.
AUGGCCAAGUUAGGGUAUGUGAUGUUAUUAGUACUAGUAUGCUCUGUUUACAUUACUAGUGCACGUAAUGUCCCUGUAGAUUCAUCAUCAGUAGUUGUUAAGCAUCACAAGUCUACAACCAAGUCAGCUGCAGUAGGCGUGGAUGAUCAGAAGAAUUUUGUCAAAUACGGUGGUAUAGGUGGCUACGCAGGUAUUGGGGGAUUCGCUGGUGUUGGUGGUGCUCUAGGGGGUGUUGGUGCAGCUGGUGGAGUAGGUGCAGCAGGGGGUGUUGGUGGUAUCGGGGGUAUUGGUGGUGCAGCAGGCGGGCUUGGUGGCUUGGGAGGUGGUAGUGGUCUCGGCGGUGGCAGUGGUCUUGGUGGGCUAGGCGGUUUGGGAGGUGGAAGCGGUCUUGGUGGUGCUGGCGGUAGUGCAGGUGCGGGUGGUGGUGCAGGAUGUGCGGAUGGUAGUGGUGUUCAUACUCUACCAUAA